This is a messenger RNA of Trematosphaeria pertusa, 882 nucleotides long. RefSeq lists its product as uncharacterized. The transcript has a single exon. The record is from RefSeq and is a predicted model, not a curated record. The coding region runs from base 1 to 882 and encodes 293 amino acids. NCBI's taxonomy places the organism in Eukaryota, Fungi, Ascomycota, Dothideomycetes, Pleosporales, Trematosphaeriaceae.
AUGUCGUCGUACCUCAACAACCUCCUCACGACUACUACGUCACGCUACAACUCGCUCCGCCGGCAGCUGCUCUCCGACGAAGCAGACGGCGACACCGAAGACGACUCGCACAUUUCCCGCGUCCUCCGCGCAUACUACACAGAGAAAGGACGGCCAUUCCCGCCAUGGCUGCCGCCCGAUCCCAAAGCCCCGCAGGCCGCGCCCGCGCAGUUCGUGUCUUCCGCAGGACGAGGGUACGGCAACAUGGGACCAGCACAGAUGGGCCGUGGAGGCGCAAGCUUGAACGAUCUAUGGGAUGCGCCGUCGCAGCCCCAGCAGCAGGAGCCUAUGUCGCUCCGCCGCGCCCAAGGGCGGGGAGGAGGCGCGCGCCGCCCCGGCAUGGGCGAUUCAUAUUCCCCGGAACCGCAGGUGCAGGGCAGGCCGCUGCCGAGUCAGCGGGCCGGGAGCUAUCAGAGCGCAUCGUCGUUCCGCCCUGCUGAGCCAUCGCCUCCACCCAGCGCCGGUUCGGGAGUUACAGCACAGGAGAGGCUCAAGGCGAGGCUGUGGGGCGCUGGGAGGUCGACGAGCCCGGCGCAGAGCGCGCCAUCAUCAGCAAGUACAAGUCCAGCGCCCGGCGGAUCAUCAAUGCGAGGCCCAUUUGACCGACCCGGUGGAGGAAACCGACCACCGUAUCCCGAAGAUCGCAGCAGCGGAUACUCUAGCGGCGGUGGAAGGCAGCAAAAUACACCCGGCACCUCUUCGAAUGCGCCCUGGUCAGGCGAAUACGACCCAUAUUCGUCUGCUGGGGGAGUGGGAGGGGGAGGGUACGGCGGUGGUUCGCAGCGUCCUGGCGCUGGUGGAGGCCGCGUUGGCCUGCCGAGCGGGCCACGCAUGCGCUCGUGA